This is a messenger RNA of Lacerta agilis (Sand lizard), 1610 nucleotides long. It is a transcript of the gene SPOCK2, whose product is annotated as SPARC (osteonectin), cwcv and kazal like domains proteoglycan 2. The transcript has 11 exons. Bases 233 to 1504 code for a protein of 423 amino acids. NCBI's taxonomy places the organism in Eukaryota, Metazoa, Chordata, Lepidosauria, Squamata, Lacertidae. The record is from RefSeq and is a predicted model, not a curated record. Gene Ontology annotation, molecular function: protein binding; calcium ion binding.
UGACUUAAGCCUGCCUCUUUUGGCGCAGACUCCGUAAUCCUCCCGGUGGCUCCCAGGCAGCGCCGGGCUUCGCAGAAGUAGUGCAUCUCCUAAUCAGGUCACAUUUCAGCGGGGAUCCAGCCGCCCUUCUCUCCCUCCGAGCCGGGAGAGAGAUCAGAGGAGGAGGAGGAGGAGGAAGAAGACUCAAUAAUCGCUUUGCGGCGAGCGAGGGAGCCACCGCCUCGCAGGCAAGAUGAGAGCCCCAGGCUGUUGUCUGGUGUCGCUGCUGCCCCUGCUGCUGGCCCUCGCCUUGGCGGAAGGGGACGGCAAGGCGGCCAAAGAAGGCGACAAUCCCGGCAAUUUCAUGGAGGACGAGCAAUGGCUGUCUUCCAUCUCCCAGUACAGCGGCAAGAUCAAGCACUGGAACCGCUUCCGAGACGAGGUGGAGGAUGACUACAUCAAAAGCUGGGAGGAUAAUCAGCCAGUUGAUGAAGGUGUGGACACCACCAAGGAUCCCUGCCAGAAAGUGAAAUGCAGCCGUCACAAGGUGUGCAUCGCCCAGGGCUACCAGCGGGCUAUGUGCAUUAGCCGCAAAAAGCUGGAGCACAGAAUCAAACAGCCUGCCCUGAAACUCCAUGGAAACAAGGAGAGCUUGUGCAAGCCUUGUCACAUGACCCAGCUCGCAUCUGUCUGUGGCUCCGAUGGACACACUUACAGCUCCGUGUGCAAACUGGAGCAGCAAGCCUGCCUGACCAGCAAACAACUGACGGUUAAGUGCGAGGGGCAGUGCCCAUGCGCGAGUGAGCAUAGCCCGACCUCAGCCACAGACACCAAACAAGAAACCUGUACUGGGCAAGACUUGGCAGACUUGGGGGAUCGGCUCCGUGACUGGUUCCAGCUCCUGCAUGAGAAUGCCAAGCAGAACAGCUCCGGAAGCGCAGGGGCCAAUCCAGUGAACGUGCUGGACAAGAGCCUUGUGGCCAGUUGCAAAGACUCGAUUGGCUGGAUGUUUUCCAAGCUGGACACCAACGGCGACCUUUUCCUGGACCAGACGGAGCUGGCAGCCAUCAACCUGGACAAGUACGAGAUCUGCAUCCGGCCUUUCUUCAACUCCUGCGACACCUACAAGGACGGCCGCGUCUCCACCGCAGAGUGGUGUUUCUGCUUCUGGCGAGAAAAGCCUCCUUGUCUUGUGGAGCUGGAGAGGAUACAGAUCCAGGAAGCAGCCAAAAAGAAGCCCGGGAUCUUCAUCCCCAGCUGUGAUGAGGAUGGGUACUAUCGGAAGAUGCAGUGUGACCCAAGCAGUGGGGAGUGUUGGUGCGUGGACCACCUUGGCAUGGAACUAACAGGAACGCGGAUGCAUGGGAAUCCAGAUUGUGAUGAUAUCGUUGGAUUCUCGGGGGACUUUGGGAGUGGCGUCGGGUGGGAAGACGAGGAAGAGAAAGAGACUGAGGAAGCCGGCGAGGAGGCCGAGGAGGAGGAGGGCGAAGUGGGAGAGGCCGACGAUGGAGGCUACAUCUGGUAGAAGCCGCCGAGGGCACAGUUUGGUCAGGAUGCUGGCUGCAGGGCUGGGAGACGGCCGUCGAAACCCGAAGGAGAGGAACAGCUUAACAAGAUGAUCAGGAAACACA